Molecule: messenger RNA, 1194 nt
Organism: Triticum aestivum (bread wheat)
Lineage: Eukaryota; Viridiplantae; Streptophyta; Magnoliopsida; Poales; Poaceae
Exons: 3
Coding region: 1-1194 (397 amino acids)
Molecular function (GO): protein binding
Source: RefSeq, a predicted model, not a curated record
AUGGAGCGCUCGCGCGGUGGCUCCCGAGGGUGCAUCGCAGCGCUCGGUGCUGCUGCAAUGGAGCUCGCCGGCGAGUUAUGGGUGAUGUGUCGCAACGCUGACCGGCGGCUCCGCGUGCUGUCUACCCCUGCUCGCACCGCCGCGGCCUCUGCUCGUGGCCUCCACCAUCUCCUUCGGGGCCUCUGCACAACGGAAGCGCCUCCCUCCCCCCUCUCCCCGUCCGAGCUCGAUGCCAUCUCUGCGCUCAUCCCACGACUCAUCUCUGAGGGCCAGGUCCCCGCCGUCGUCCGCCUCCUCUCCGCGGCACUCCUCCUGCCCGGCUCCCCGGAGCGCCUCCCGCCCCCCCCGCUCGCGGAGCACCUCGCCUCCCUCCCCACGCUCACCCCGGCCUUCGCCCUGCUCACCGCGCUCCACCACCACCCCGUCCGCCCCUCGCCGCUCCCGCUCGCCACCCCGCUCCUCGGCCACCUCCUCGCGAUGCACCACGCCCGCGAGGCCGCUUUCGUGCUCCGCUGGCUCUGCCGCCUCGACUCCCCACGCCGGCCCGAUGCCGCCACCUACGGCAUCGCCGUCGCCGGGUUCUGCAGGUUCGGGGACCCCAGGAGCGCGCUCGUCGCCCUCGACGAGAUGGCCUCCGACGGGGUUCCGCCCUCACUGGAGCUGCAGGAGGCGGUGCGGGAUGCGAUGCUGCAGGACGCGAGGAUCGAGGAGGCGUGGGCGCUGGAGGAGGCUAUGCGGCCGCCGGAGUCCAAGAAGACGGGAACCAAGGCGACGCGUCAAGAGAGAGAGCUUCGGGUGAGAGAGAGAGAGAAGAAAAAAUGGAAGGAGGAAGAGAAGGAGAGAGGCAGGGUGCGGGGACGACCUGGUCCUGAUCGCCGGUGGUGGUGCUCCGGUGGCUGGCCGGCGGCGUGGCGAGGAGGAGGCCAGGGCGGGGCGGGGGUUACGGGAAAGAAGAUGGCGUCUGAGGCGUCGAGCUCCAACGCUGCGACGGACCUGGAGGCGCUGAUGAGUGAAUUGGGACUCCAAGAGGAGGACAUGGAUGAUGUGGUGGUGGAGAAGGAAGAUCCGCUGCCGCCGACGGCAACUCGAUGGAUGGCCAUAGCGCGAGUCCAUACGGAAAAGAAAUACAGUCAAUAUGGUUUCUUCAAGACAAUGAGGGCAGCAUGGGAUCUCGCCCAACCAGUGCAGUUUUGA